This is a messenger RNA of Tuber melanosporum (Perigord truffle), 1213 nucleotides long. RefSeq lists its product as uncharacterized. Lineage: Eukaryota; Fungi; Ascomycota; Pezizomycetes; Pezizales; Tuberaceae. The transcript is spliced from 4 exons. The coding region runs from base 254 to 1213 and encodes 319 amino acids. The record is from RefSeq and is a predicted model, not a curated record.
CGUGAUCUGAGAAAGGGUUGUUUGCAUCGCAGAGCCCCAUCGUUUUCAACCCCCCCUCGUUGUGCCGCUCGCAUCCAAGACCAAAGUGAAACCAUAGGAACUCAACCUAACAGAUGAACUAAAGAAACGGCCGCUAAAGGUUAGGUUUCCCGCACCCCUCCACCAUAGUCUAUAAUACUCGUACGGACAAAUUACGGUAACGCCGCCACAAUAUCCACAUACCAUCCCCACCACCACCACUACCACCACCACAAUGCCAAUCUUGCCCCAAAUCACCCCAUCAGAUAAAUAUCUCUAUCUCUCAGCUGGCCUACUGGCAAUAUACGCCAUUUACACUACUCACUCCCAACUCAACAAGUUCCGUUCAAGAUGUGUUUCGAAACCGAAGGUGGUACCGCCGGAUGCGGGAGUUGAUCAGACGACCGAGGAUGCAAUCAAGCUAGAAACCUUGGAAACCCUAGCCCGUGGGAUUAACGUCGAUAUUCGGAACGCCGCCCUGAAAAUCAUAACCGACCGUGCGACAACCGACGAAAACAUUGUCCACCUCCUCUCGCAAGUCCGUUCCUCCACGCCCUCGCAGCGCCUACGCUCUCUCCGUGCGCUGCGCUGCUGCACCUACAGCACAACGCUGCAGAAGCUCUGUCAGAAGCUUACCUUCAGCGCCCUCGUCAGCUGCCUCAACAGCACCCUGCCCACAGACGAGAACCCCACCGGCGACCCGUUUAGCGAGAAGGAGGCGCUCUACAUACUCGCGAGAUUGAUGGGGCUCUACUUUGUCGGCAGGGAGAUGCUGGUCGAUGCGGGGUUUGUGCUCUGGUUGGCUAGGGCUAAGGUUCCCGGAUACGCGAAUGUGGUCGAGGCCGUGUUUGAUGAUGAGGGCGUGGAUCUCGUGGAUCCGAGUCUUGUUCAGAUUGUCCACGUGCUCCAGGAGAGUGUUGAGGCUAGGGGGGCGCUUGAGGAUGCGGGCUUUAUGUUGAGGGCCAGGGAUGCGGGUGGUGGAGGGGGUUCGCCCGACGGGGGGAGGCCUGGGGAAGGGAGUGAGGGGGAGAGGGAGGACGGGCAGCUGGAGGCGCUGGUUAGGAAUGUCUUUAUGGGCAUCGGGAGGGAGCGCGCGGGCAGCACCAAUGGUACCGCAGAGCCGGCGCUUGAUGAGUUACUGGACGAUGAGGCUCUGGUUAUGGCAGGGUGGGAUGAGGAGGUGCUUGAUCUUUGA